AAAUACCCAUCCACCAGGAUGUCCUAGAUAUUUACCAAAGCAUUACAUUUAUAAGAUUUUAGAGCCUAAGACUGUAAGGUGAAAGCCAUGGGAUCAUCAAGCCUAAUCUCUUUCUUCUGCACCAUGGCUCUUGUCAUGGCACAUGCCACCCUUGCCCAAAACUCCCCCGACGACUUCGUAAAUGCCCACAACGCCGCCCGGGAGGCUGUUGGCGUUGGCCCGGUGUCAUGGGACACAACAGUGGCGUCCUACGCCGAGGACUAUGCCAAUCAACGCAAGGGUGAUUGUCAGCUGAUUCACUCGGAUGCCAGCUCCCACGGCUAUGGGGAGAACCUCUUCUGGGGUGGUGGACCGGACCACACAGCCAAGAACGCCGUGGACCUGUGGGUGGGGGAGCAGCAGUACUAUGACUAUGGUAGCAACUCUUGCUCAGCCCCGCAAGGCCAAUCGUGCGGGCACUACACUCAGGUGGUGUGGAAAGACUCCACCAGCAUCGGUUGCGCUCGGGUGCAGUGUGAUAGCGGCGACACCUUCAUUACUUGCAACUAUUCCCCAGCGGGCAACAUCGAUGGGCAGCGUCCCUACUGAAAGAGCGCUCUCCUCAGAGUGCCACCAGAAGUUGUAUGAUAUAUACUAUAUAUACAAUAAGGCCUGGUGUGAAGGCGUUUGAGAUUGAAGAACUGGAAGUUGCUGCAGGAAUAACUAAGUGAAACAAUAAAAAUUAUUGCAGGGGGCGAUGCAAAAUGUUGUGUUUUUUUUUUUUGAUGAAGUGGGAGGUAUAUAUACCACCCCUAUUUCAUGAGUGACAAAAUAUUUACAGGGGAUGGUGCGUCAAGCUGAGGAAGUUUGACACCAAGCCCGAUGGUGUAGAGUGAUAAGUUCAAUUACAGGGAUGUGUUUUCAGGUUUUGCAAUUAACAGAUUCCUGGAUACAGGUUUUGGAUGCUGUGGCAGACUUAGAGACUCAGUUACAGGCUCUCCUAUUUUCAGAUCAGGCUUUCCAGAUUUCAGCUUGUAUUUGAUGUAGCAAUGUUGUUUGUAUUUGAUGUAGCAGUAUGUAUUGAGUACCAGUUUAUGAGGAA
Molecule: messenger RNA, 1081 nt
Organism: Elaeis guineensis (African oil palm)
Lineage: Eukaryota; Viridiplantae; Streptophyta; Magnoliopsida; Arecales; Arecaceae
Product: pathogenesis-related protein PR-1 type
Cellular component (GO): extracellular region
Source: RefSeq, a predicted model, not a curated record